Lactuca virosa is the source of this 675-nucleotide messenger RNA. NCBI's taxonomy places the organism in Eukaryota, Viridiplantae, Streptophyta, Magnoliopsida, Asterales, Asteraceae. The record is from the annotation of a GenBank genome assembly.
AUGAGAAAGGGUUCCUGGGAGUUGAUAUCUCAAAGCUUUCCAUCGCAUAUCACAAUAAUUAUGGAUCAUGAUGAUGUUUGUGUAGAUGGUCAUGAUGGCCAUCUUCAUUGGUUUGGUUCUACUGGUUUGGAGUGGAAGCCAGAAAUGAUAUUGGCAUUUGAUUUGGGUGCAGAGACAUUCAGUGAGAUACCUCCUCCUUCAGAUUCUUUACUACAUCACCAUGGACACCGCUUCAGUGUGUUGGGAGUUUUGGCUGGAAAAUUUUGUUUGAUGUCAAUGGUUAGAGAUGGUAAAUGUGAGGUGUGGGUGAUGAAUGAGUAUGGGGUUGCUGAAUCAUGGGUCAAACAUCAUGAGUUUUCACAGUUUAGUGGUGAUACACGUCCAUAUGGAUUCACAUCACAGAAUGAGUUUAUUUUUUAUGGUGGUGGUUGUUUCUGUUUGUAUGAUCCAGUUGCAGCCCGGAGUAAAAUCUUCAAGAUUAAGGGUGAUGGACAAUUCAUAACCAAGAUUGUGGAGUAUGUUGACAGUCUUGUUUGGGUAGCACCUGCUAAGCAUGAGCUGUCAAGAUGGCAUCUCUUGAUUUCUUUUUUGAAUAGUCAUUGGCUGUUAAAAGAGCUUCAAAAGGCAACAAAGGGCAUCUCUCAAUUUCUAUUUCAAAGACGCAUCAGCUCUUAA